This is a messenger RNA of Blumeria graminis f. sp. triticale, 1548 nucleotides long. Lineage: Eukaryota; Fungi; Ascomycota; Leotiomycetes; Helotiales; Erysiphaceae. The record is from the annotation of a GenBank genome assembly.
AUGGCUCCAUCAGCCGUAAAUGGGGAUGCCAUCGUUGCUCUCGAGGGUAUCAAGGCGCCCGAAGGCGUUGUCCUUCCACCCCGCGAGAUCAAAGCGAUACUCGAAAAAACUGCUGGUUAUGUCUCCCGAAACGGAAUUGUAUUUGAAGACAGGAUUCGGGAAAAGGAGAAGCACAAUCCCAAAUUUUCCUUCCUCAGCACCAACGACGCAUACAAUGCCUACUACCUUUGGCGCCUCAGCGAGAUCAAGGAGGGCCGCGGCACAGCUGUUGCCGCUGGCCGCGCGAGCGAGGUGACGGAAGAGGUCGAAAAGCCCAAGGGUCCGCCAGAGCCAGCAGAGUUCCUCUUCUCCGCGCGCAUGCCCAACAUCAGUGCUCAGGAUCUUGAGGUAGUCAAGCUGACGGCUCUCUUCGUCGCGAAGAAUGGCCGACAGUUCAUGACAACUCUCUCACAGCGAGAGACGGGCAACUACCAAUUCGACUUUUUGCGGCCUAAUCAUACGCUGCAUAGCUUCUUUCAGCGGCUCAUCGAUCAGUACACGUGCUUACUCAAGGUCGGCGGCCCGGAUAGCGAGGGCGGCCGGCUACAGCAACAGAGAAUAAGUGACCUCGAGGCUAAUGCGCGCGAUAAGUUUCAUUGUCUGGGUCGGGCCAAGCAGCGGGCAGAGUGGUUCAAAUUUCAGGAUGAGCAAAAGCAGAAAAAGGAAGAAGAGGCGGAGAAGGAAAAAUUGAUGUACGCCCAGAUUGACUGGCACGACUUUGUCGUCGUUGAAACUGUCAUAUUCACUGAAGCAGACGACCAAGCAAAUCUCCCGCCUCCGACUUCGCUCUCCGAACUUCAAUUUGCCUCUCUCGACCAAAAGGCCAUGAUGUCCAUAAAUUCGCACAAUAUGCGGAUCGAAGAAGCCAUGCCCGACGAUUCGGACUACUAUAAUCCCUACGGUCAAACACAGUACAACAUGGUGCCGCCCUCUCCGCAACCCAUGUACCAACCUGAUACUCGAAUGCACAACACGGAUGAGGCUGAUGAAGAGGAACAACGAAUUAAAGAAAGGUCACAGGCUAGUCAACGAGCUCAACAAGCUCUGGCUGAAGCCAAGGGAGUGUCAGCUCCCAUGAGGAUAAAGGAAAAUUACGUGCCUCGCGCUGCUGCCAGGGUCGCCAGUCAGCAAAAUAUCGUGGUCUGUCCCAAUUGCAAGCAACAAAUGCCGGCGAGCGAGCUUGAUGAACACAUUCGAAUUGAACUGCUUGAUUCUCGCUGGAAGGAGCAGAAAGCCAAGGCUGAUAGCCGCUAUUCCACUACCAACCUCUCGACCCAGGACGUCGCCAAUAAUCUCAAGCGUCUCGCUAGUCAGCGCAGUGAUUUAUUCGAUGGUGUCGGCGGACAGCAAAUCUCUGAAGAGGAACUGGCGCGGCGCAAGAAGGCGGCAACAGGGUAUGAUGGCACGCCGGUGGAGAAAGGCGAUCGCCGAAUCGACUUGAUGCAAAACGUCAAUGUUGAGGAACAGAUUCGCGCGAUCCAUCAGAAAUUUGGGGACAAGAAGGUCUAG